Messenger RNA from Sorex fumeus (smoky shrew), 339 nucleotides. It is a transcript of the gene PATE1, whose product is annotated as prostate and testis expressed 1. NCBI's taxonomy places the organism in Eukaryota, Metazoa, Chordata, Mammalia, Eulipotyphla, Soricidae. The coding region runs from base 1 to 339 and encodes 112 amino acids. The transcript has 4 exons. The record is from RefSeq and is a predicted model, not a curated record.
AUGAACAAGACGCUCCUGCUGGGCCUUCCCGUCCUUCUCUGCUGCUUCAGAGCACUAUCCUGGGGCUUUUUGAAAUUUGAGCAUGAAGAAAUCAUCCAGUGCCGCAUGUGUCACAUCCAGUUUCCCGGAGAGAAGUGCUCCCGAGGCCUAGGAAUAUGCACAGGGGACAAAGAAGAGUCCUGCAUCAUCGGAAAGGUUUUCAAGAAUGAUGGGACUCCCUGGAUGACCUUCAUGGGCUGUGAAAAGAACUGUGCUAAUGUGAACAACGUCAAAUGGAAUGUCUUUCUGGUUAAUAUCCGGUGCUGCCGGAGUCAUGACUUGUGCAAUGAAGAAAUCUAG